Messenger RNA from Emericellopsis atlantica, 1301 nucleotides. RefSeq lists its product as uncharacterized. The record is from RefSeq and is a predicted model, not a curated record. Lineage: Eukaryota; Fungi; Ascomycota; Sordariomycetes; Hypocreales; Bionectriaceae. The coding region runs from base 226 to 1101 and encodes 291 amino acids. Gene Ontology annotation, molecular function: protein kinase activity. Gene Ontology annotation, biological process: protein phosphorylation. The transcript is spliced from 4 exons.
GGACACUCCAACACCUCGAUGUCUUCCGCCAUUGCCACUUCCUGGCGCCGCCAAUGUCAAGAACUCAGGCUCCAAAAGCGCCAUUAUGGAACUGCGAGCGUUGAGCCAGAAUCGCCAAAGUCCAUUUCUGACAAGCUCCUGUAUAUAAAGUAUUUGAAUCUCCUGGAUCUCCUGGAUCGAGAUUUCGUGAUCACAUGCCGAUAGACCACGCUUAGCCCAACAGCAAUGAAGGCGCCCCCAGCUAAGACCAAGCGAAAGGUUAUAUUCAGUACGAGUAAAGCCUCGUUGAAAAUAUGUGAUGGGAAAACUGAAGCACCUCAUUACGAACAUGCGCCCAUGCAGCUUUCACAUCUAGGUAGUCCUUGGAGACGUUACAGGGAUGUCCUGACUCUGCUGGGCAUGGGCGACGAAAUCAUCAUUGCAAGCGAACAUGAGGCGCCAACGAAACGUGUUGGAGUCAGGAAAUUCCAUCGCGGCGAGCGGGACAUUGAAACCCUAUCUCGGUUUCGGGCUUUGCGGCAUGUCAACAUUGUAGCCGCUGUCGAGGCUUUCAUCGGCCAAGAGAUACUCUACGUCGCCUUUGAGGAGAUGCAUAUGCCUCUUGAAAACAUCGUACGGUGUCCACGCAGGCCGACAAGCAACGAGGUAGGCGUGAUAUUGGGCCAGGUUCUGGACGGCCUCGCAUAUCUCGAACUCCAUCAACUUUACCACAGUUAUCUAAGCUGCGAGACUGUCCUUGUUCAUGCAGACGGAGACGUCAAAAUUGGGAUGCAGGAGCAAUGCCGCGCGGCUACCCCUCAGGGAAAGAAACAAAAUGUCAUGGAGGUGGGCACGAUGGCCAUGAAGCUCAUGCAGGGGUACUCGUCGGAGGAUGGGGAGGUUGGCGUGGAAGACAACACCGGCUGGUCCGAUUCGAUCCUGGCUGUAUUAUCUUCUGUCGCAUCUUGCGAUGGGGCUAGUCAACUGCGCAAGAACGCCUUCUUUACACAAUUAUGGAAAAAGGAGUCUCGGUGGCCGAAAGAGACCCUCUGCGACCUCAUUGUGACAACUCUGAUUUCAGUGCACAGAUACUAUAAGUAUAAGCCGCAGACCUUCCUGUAAUACUUUACCGGGAGCUGCCAUCACACUCUAGUCGAGCCAUCCACUGGCAGUUCAGUCAAUCAUCAAGUGUUCGCCUUAGGGCUUGUGUUGCCACGCUACUUCCCAGUACCAGGUGGACCGCAGAGGAGAUAUCCUCGCCAAUAUGGAAGUGCUCGUUGGACCAUAGCAACGUUUCGUUCCAGGGACAAGGAAGUCUUUGA